Cylindrotheca closterium is the source of this 675-nucleotide messenger RNA. The record is from the annotation of a GenBank genome assembly. Lineage: Eukaryota; Bacillariophyta; Bacillariophyceae; Bacillariales; Bacillariaceae.
AUGAACUCGUUUGUCAAACAAAUACUCCGCAAGCCCAGAUGCAGCCCUUUCCGCAGAAAGAAAAGGAAUGAAAAGGAUGUUGCCACCAAGUCGACUUAUUCGGCUCUUGAAGAUCUUCCUGCCGAACUGAAGCAACAAAUGUCAUCCUUUCUUUCGGUUCGUGACCUCUUCUAUCUUGAAGAGACAUCCAAGUGCAUGAAAAAGGAUCUUGGUAUUUCUGUAAUGUCGUCACCUCUAACAGAUCAAGUGUCUCAGAGCUCUUGCAAGAGAUUUCAAACAGGCCCAACCAAACAGAAUUUUUCAAUCGUCAUUCCAAAUCAAGAAUCACAAUCUUAUGCAACAACCUUCAGAUGCAAACUAGAAUCCAAGGGCAAUAGUGACGGAAUCAUUUGGAUUGUGGAGCAGGAUUUACCUAAAAAUCCAAGCCCUGAAGCUUUCAAGGCUCUUCAUUUCAAGAGGGGCAAAAUCGUAGCCUCGGCUUCAGCAACACCAACAAGAGAGUUGGUGCUUCCGUUCUUCCCGAAGAUUGGCAAGCUUUAUCAGUUGUGGAUUAAUACUCAAGGGACUGUAGUGCACCUCCACAAAAUGACGUUGAGUACUGUGGGUUUGGCCAUGAAGCCAUAUGCAUACGCUUUCUUCCAAAGCGAUGAUAGCCCCAUUAAUGAUCAUCUCUAG